UCUUAACUCUUCCCCCGACUUCCUGCUCUUGUUUAUUAGUUCCGAGCUCUCCUCGCUGCAGUCUUUAACGCACGUUGGCACGAUGACUGGUUCGGACGGUAAAAAGGGCCCUAUCUCUAGUGCGGCAGACUGGGUCCGCGCAGCCUGUCGGUUCGCCACAGACAGAACCGACUUCAGGAGGAAUCUUCUGGUCAACGUGGGUCUGUUUGCAGCCGGUGUCUGGGUUGCAAGAAACCUCUCCGAUUUUGACCUGAUGUCUUCGCAGCCGGUGACAUAACAACCAAAAUAAUAGCACCGCCAAAACCAGGAUGAUGGUGUCUUGGACCAACAAAGAAUAAACAAGGGACGAGAAUAAAAGACCAUUAAACCUAAAUGAGGAGUUACACGAUGAAAACAAAUAAUCUUGUUCACCUGAAUUUGCUUCACUUUUUUUUAUUUAAUUGUAGUUUUUUUA
This is a messenger RNA of Pleuronectes platessa (European plaice), 454 nucleotides long. It is a transcript of the gene tomm6, whose product is annotated as translocase of outer mitochondrial membrane 6 homolog (yeast). The transcript is spliced from 3 exons. Bases 83 to 277 code for a protein of 64 amino acids. Gene Ontology annotation, cellular component: mitochondrial outer membrane translocase complex. Lineage: Eukaryota; Metazoa; Chordata; Actinopteri; Pleuronectiformes; Pleuronectidae. The record is from RefSeq and is a predicted model, not a curated record.